CUGGCCUUGAAAUUAAGACCCAUCCGAUACGGUACCAGCAUGGUGAGAGCCCUCACAACAUGGCGUACGAAGAGGAAGAUGUGGAAUGGUGGGAGGUCCGUGCACCUGGCGGCCUCCCCUUGCGUGCCGGGCCCAGCCUCUCGGCGGAGGUGGUGGGAGAAGUGCUGCGACAGCAGCGGAUCCAGGUGAGCGUCGCGAAGGUGAAAGGUUGGCUGAGGUUGGCGGCUGUGGAAACGUGGAUGACUUUUGGUCGAAAGACAACAGCUUACGUGCCCAUGGAAGAUGAAGGUUUCCCUACAGUGGUGCCAAGCACAGCGCCCGGUGGAGACUGGGAUCAGUGGGCUGCCUUACUUCGUUGGUGGCCUUUGGGCGGGGUUCCUCCGCUGCUGCCUGCCACGUUGGGCGGAGCCUAUUUGUGCCACUGGCGCAAAAAUCCUCGUGAUGGAGAUGCCUCCAUCAAGGCGCACUGGCUGCGUCCUGGAGAAGAGUUGCAGUUCGUCGGACCCGCUGAUGCGAAGGCAGGGCACCUCUGUCGUUGGUUGCAGCAGGAUAUGGCCUUAGGACCGGAUCUGGAGGUGGUGCUGGUGCAGGACCAGUUGGCCCUUGAUGGCUGUUCUCGCCUGCUGGAUCACACUGACAUGAAAAGUGUCACAGGUCCCUUCUGCGCCCUGACCUUUGCGCGCCCGCGGCUGCUGGCGGCCGAGGAAGCGCCGUUGCUGCAGCUGGCGCGGGAGGAAGCGUGGUGCCUGAGGGACGCCUCCAAUCACGGCGCCGUGGUGAGAGCCGUGAAUCGAUGGAUCACAUCUGUCUACGACUGCCAGGCGUCUCAGCGUUUGUUGGCCUUCUUUGAGGAACUGAGCCAAGCGGUGCCAGCGGUUACCGUGGUGGCCGUGGUACCUGGACAUGUGCCGCUGAAGGAGGCCUGUAUCGAAGCCUUGGCAUUGACGGAUGAAGCAAGGAGCCGAGCUCGUUUGUUGCGAGGUCUUCGUCACGGACAGGCUCCAGAGUGGCUGCCAGCAGCAGAGCAAGUGCUGGAGUUGUUUUCGAGGCGUCUUCACUGCUUCACGCUUGUAGGGGCGCAUGGUCCUUGCUUGUAUCUGGCCCAAGAUAUGUCAGCUUUGGGUCAUCCAGUCCUUGGUAUCCUCACAACCCAAGAAGGUCUGGCCCUGGAGGAACCUCCGCCGUUGGCCUUGGGCCUGAAGGUGACCCUGGAAGGUCUGUCCGGCGAUAUCAUCAACAGCGUCGCCGCAGCCAGGGACUGGACUGUCGGUCAGUUGAAAGACACCUUGGGAUCUCGUCACGAAGUGAGGCUGUUGCUGCCGAGUGAAGCGACCGAGCUACGAGACGAACAGCACUUGUCCUCCCUGCUGGUCGAGGACGCCACGCAUCUCCUGCUGCGUUUGCUGCGUGUGGAUCCACGCUGGUCCUCCGCGCGGCAGCGCGUUUCGACCGACGCGCAGAGCUGGAGGGAUUUGGAGGAGGAUUUGAAAGCGGAUCGAGGUAUUGCGCUUCUGGCAGUGGCACAGGAGCCUUCGCUCUUGUCGGAGUCGGUCUUUCUAUCGGACGCCGAAGUGGUGCUGGCGGCAGCAAAGAAGGAUACCUCGGUCCUGCCGCUGGCGUCCCACGAGCUGUGGAAUGAUGACGCUUUUGUUGAAGCAGCCAUUGCUUUAGACGCGAAGAAAGCGGUACAGCUGGCCUUGGACUCGCGGCUGGAUGAGCUCAGCGCCCAGCAGUGUCUCCAAGCGGUGCGUCAGAAUGGCCUGGUGUUGGAGCUGCUUCCUCUUCCGCUUCGGAGUCCAGAGAUAUUGCAGGCAGCCAUGGAGCAGGAUGUUUGUGCCUUGCAGUUCGCACCCGAGGCCAUGAAGGAUGAUCCCCGGUUGCUCGAGAAGUUGUUGCGUCUGGACGGCCGCGCCCUGCGUUAUGCCUCGCGCAAGUUGCGCGGAGAGAGGUCACUAGUUCUUCUGGCGAUUGCUACAUGCCCCCGUGUGGUGCUGUGCGCCAGUGAAGAAGUGCUGAAGGAUCGCGAGGUGCUGGGAGCCGCUAUGGAUGGAGAUCCUCAGCUGGCUCAGCAGUUAGCUCACUAUGCCACCAGGACUUGACUUCCGAACGCCUGUCGGCACACACGGAGAAAAU
Molecule: messenger RNA, 2133 nt
Organism: Cladocopium goreaui
Lineage: Eukaryota; Dinophyceae; Suessiales; Symbiodiniaceae
Source: the annotation of a GenBank genome assembly